Molecule: messenger RNA, 1759 nt
Organism: Rosa chinensis
Lineage: Eukaryota; Viridiplantae; Streptophyta; Magnoliopsida; Rosales; Rosaceae
Product: polyadenylation and cleavage factor homolog 4
Exons: 1
Coding region: 380-1513 (377 amino acids)
Biological process (GO): termination of RNA polymerase II transcription
Cellular component (GO): cytoplasm; mRNA cleavage factor complex
Molecular function (GO): mRNA binding; RNA polymerase II complex binding
Source: RefSeq, a predicted model, not a curated record
UCAUGUUUAACUAGUUUAAGCUCCUGGUGAUCUAAUGUUAAACCGCUUAAUUAAUCCUAUCUAAGUCAUCUAAGUAAUUAAUAUUCCCUAAUUACUUGAUCUUAGCUUCCUCUUCAUUAUGUAAUUGAUUGUAAUUGCUUAGACUAAGGAUCUAAAUAGCUACAGCUAUCCUUGGUGUAUAUAAACCUCUUGCCUCUCUUCGGCAAAUCCUUUACCAAAUAGAAUUGGAAAAUUCGAAAUCCUUUACCAACAAGGAUUGGGAAACCCCAAAGAGACGGAAACCCAACCGCCCCAAAUAGACACCCCCUCGCGUAAGUUUCCACAUCCCACUCCUCUUUCCUGUUUCUUGAGAAUUCUGGUGCCAAAACAAUUUCUCAAGAUGAUGCAAGUCUACGGAAACCAGAGAGGUCCUUAUGGACCAAUCAAGAAUUCUAUGGGUUCUGUCAAGAAUCAAGGUCCAUGUAAACCACGCUAUAUGCCUUUUCCGGCUAAUCACCGGAACCAGGUGCCAUCGGUCGGUCAUUUUCAGCCCCAAUUUCUUCCACCUCGACCAAAUUUCUACCCAUCUCCACAAACCCUGGUGCCACCUUAUUCAUGUGGUGGGUACAAUUUUCAAGGGCAGGGUGGUUCUACUUCAGCAAGUUCUGUCCCUCAUCGUCUACCACCGCAAGGCGUAUCUCCGGUUAACAGUGCUGGUCCAGUAGCCUCUGGUUUGCUUGGGUCUCUAAUGGCACAAGGUGUGAUCUCAUUGAAAAAUCAAAGCAGAGGAGUACUGGAGGGUACUAGUUCACUAAAUUCUCUACCUCUUGUACCACAGCGAGAUGCAUUUCCUGUUCAAAAUGCUGCUGCUGAUGUUCCAGUAGUAGUUCUUGGUUUGAUUGAUUCUCUCCUGGCACAAGGUGUCAUUUCGUUGAAGAGACAAAGCCCGGUACUGAAAGAGGAGAAGGAUGCUGUGGUAGGAUGUGAGUUUUCCGGCCUUGAUCUAAAUCUGCGUCACGAAUCUGUGGUAAUCAGCUUGUAUGAGGGUGGUCUGCCAAGGCAAUGUAAAAGCUGUGGCCUCCGGUUCAAGUGUGAAAAACAGCACAGCAGCCAUAUGGAUUGGCAUGUCAAGAAGAACCGGAUGUCCAAAACCCGCAAGCAGAAGCCCUCUCGUAACCUUUAUGCAACUACAAGCAUGUGGCUUGUUACUGAUGUAGAGGCUGAGACUGAGGCAUUACCUUCUGGUGUAGUUUUGUGCGUUGCUGACACCAGUGGCGUGGCGGAAAAGAAAAGGAAGACUAGUGAUGAAGAAAUGGUUGUUCCUGCGGACGAGGAUCAGAGUAAAUGUGCCUUAUGCACAGACGCUUUUGUUGAGUUUUAUAGUCAUGAGAAAGAUGAGUGGAUGUAUAAAGGUGCUGUUUACUUGAAUGCGCCUCAGGGGCCAGCUCCGGAGAUGGAUCGGUCACAGUUGGGUCCUAUAGUCCAUGCCAAAUGCUGGUCGGAGGGUAGUAGGAAACGUCUGCGGAGGACUUGACUUAGAAUUUCAAGGCUCAAGUGCAAUGGGAACGAAGCUGCACAUGCCCUCUGCCAAAUUUUUUGUUUCGUUUAUGAAUUCAGUUGUGUGUAUCAGGGGAAUGUGUAAAAUAUAUUUGAAAUAGCAAUUGUAAGUUCCUGGAGUUUCCAAAGGAUUGUAGUGUUUGCUUCUGUCUCAUUUUAAUUGAUAUUCAAUAAAAUUGACGUCCGUUUCUCCAAAAAUUUUGUACUCUUUUCUUGUAAUCCU